AAACAAUAAGUACAAUAUAAUAAAUAUUGGCUGUCAUUUUUACGUGUACAUACAAUUUUCCCAUAAUUGUUUUGAUACUUUGUGUAUUUUUUAAAUUCCCACUGUAAAAUGGCAGUAAAUAUUAGUUCAAUGGUUAUAUUAAACAAUAUAAUAACCACUCAACUGGACUUGGAAGAAUUAAAACUCAACAUCGACGAUAUGUUUUUAGUUAUCAACGGAAUAAUUGUAUCUUUUAUGCAAGUAGGAUUCGCAUGUUUGGAAGCUGGAUGUGUGCAGCCCAAAAACGUGACAAACAUUUUGAUGAAAAAUAUAUUGGAUUUAUUCAUCUGUGCCCUAUCUUACUGGCUGGUGGGAUACGGGUUGGCGUACGGUGGCGGUGGUUGCAGAUAUUACGGCAAGGAAUUCUUCGCGGGCGUCGGCAUGCCAUCUGGCCAAAACGGCGUGUGGUUCUUCCAGUACGUGUUCGCAGCGACAGCGGCAACCAUCAUAUCGGGAGCUGUGGCUGAGAGGUGCAAUUUCAUCGCUUACAUAUUAUACAGCAUUAUCGUAUCGGGUGUGACAUAUCCCAUCGCCUCGCACUGGACUUGGUCACCCGACGGUUGGUUACUGAAAAUUGGGUAUUCCGAUUUUUCCGGGGCCGGGACCGUGCACUUACUGGCUGGCACCUGUUCGUUCAUUGCAGCCUUGUUCAUCGGCCCCCGGAACGGACGUUUUAACACCAUCGCUCCGAACGAAUACAACGGACACUCGAUGCCGCUAGUUGCCACGGGGACCCUGUUGCUCAUAUCAGGAUUCCUGUCGUUCAAUGGCGCGUCCCUGGGCCACAUUACUAAACCCGGCGAUGGAGUCAUAGUGGCAAAUAGCGUGGCCAACACCAUUUUUGGCGGUAGUGGCGCGGCAGUGGUCAUACUGAUUAUGGCCAAAGCUGGUCUCAUUGGCGAGUCCAGGUGGCCGUUCGCGAUGACCAUCAACGCUGUCUUAAACGGAAUGGUUUCGGUGUGCGGAGGUGUCAACGAGUACACACAUUUUUCUGCUGUGCUGGUCGGCAUGAUUGGUUGUAUCAUUUACUUAGUGUUGCAAUGGGUUGUUCCCCGUUUAAAAGUGGACGAUCCGCUCGAAACGACUGCCGUCCAUUUUGGAGGUGGAUUGUGGGGAGUGAUAGCUACGCCACUUUUUGUGAAAGGAGGAUUUUGGAACAACCCCGAUUCUAUGCCACUAUUGAAAUCAAAUCUAAUUGGUGCCGGAGCGAUUAUUGUUUGGUCAAUAGUAAACAGUGCAAUAUUGUUCGGAUUUCUUAGAGUGUUUGACCUGCUUCGAGUGUCCAAAGAAAAAGAGAUUAUCGGUUUGGACAUGAGUCUUCACAAAGAACAAGCGUACCCGGUGACCAACAUUUGUAUUGAAAACGGACAUAAAAAUAACAAAACCACAGUCAUCAGACACGCUUACGACAAUGUGGCGAUGCAACACACCCUACAACAAUGAGCAGAUAUCUCACCCUUUGAGUUUAUUUAUGUAAUAUGUGCAAACGUUGAUCAAUAAUACAUAUUAUAAUAUAAUAAUAUUAUGAUAGGUGUAUUAUAUAUAUUAUACAUUUAUAUAAUACAUAUAAUGUUGAAUGUUCUACUGGCCAAUAUAAUAUCACGGUAUACCUAGGUGACAUAGGUAAUAAUAUAAUAUAUUAUUUAAAUAAUUUAUAUUAAUUUAUUAAGUAUUAUGUAUUUAUAUGUUAUAUAUAUGAUGGUACCACAUGUGUUGCUCAGGCCACCCGCCCACAGUGGCGUGCCCAUUGGUAGGGAGGUAAUUGCGAUUAUAUCCCCCCUCGGCCCUCAUUGUAAUUUGUAUUUUUAGCCGACCUACUUAGAACUUAGUAUAGAACUGUUAUUAAUUAUUAUACCUACUUAAUGUACCGACUACGUUCCGAGCUUCCAUGUACAUAAAGUAAUAAUCAGGUACAUACUGCAGCUGAGAG
Messenger RNA from Myzus persicae (green peach aphid), 1969 nucleotides. It is a transcript of the gene Amt, whose product is annotated as putative ammonium transporter 1. Bases 109 to 1482 code for a protein of 457 amino acids. The record is from RefSeq and is a predicted model, not a curated record. Lineage: Eukaryota; Metazoa; Arthropoda; Insecta; Hemiptera; Aphididae. Gene Ontology annotation, cellular component: membrane. The transcript has 10 exons. Gene Ontology annotation, molecular function: ammonium channel activity. Gene Ontology annotation, biological process: ammonium homeostasis; ammonium transmembrane transport.